CCCGCGGGAGACCAAACCACCCACCCCGCGCUCAGCCCGCACUCCCAGCACGCGGAGCGGAUUGCACGGGGCGCGCUCCGAGGUCGCAUCUCUACCUCCUGUGCGCCAUCUCACAGAUCAACUUGACAAUGCCCAGGUACCAAGAGAAGACUCCACGCUGGGGGAAGCCCUUUCUGUGGCUGCUCGUGGUGCUGGGCCUCGUGGUGCCAUGCCUUCCUCGGGGAGACAUCGACGUGCUGUCACUCAACGAGGUGAAUCCACAGUGCUGGGAGUGGUCCACGAUCGCAGUAAUCAAGAUGCAAAAGCCCCGCAUGACGCACACAGUCGGCGAAUUCUGGAAUUUCAUGCUCGGCCUGAAGAACUCUGACAACCCGCACCAUGCCAAUAACUUCUGGGACCUGGCGCAGCUGUUUUGGGACAAGUAUGUGCAGUGUGUCAUCUCCAUAUCGCACGGCCUGGGACGAAGGGAAACCGCUACUGCUGUGCACUCUGCCGUGCACAGCCCACGCAGGGCUCCAGAUUUCGCAUCAGUACCUCACAGGCAAGCAGGAUUGUUAAUGAAGAUGUCAUUCCCGACUUACUUGGAAAGAAUUAUCAAAAAGUUCCAGCAAUUUUGAUUUCGUAAAUAAAUACACGUGCGCGAAGCGGAGAUCGAACUCGGCUUCUGCUCUUUUCUUCGGUGCAUUCACGUUCAUGUUUAGAAUUGUUGACAAUUUUACGUUUUGCUAUGAAUAUUAUUAUUACUUUACGAUAAACGCCCUAAACUGCGCUGAGCUCGACUUUGUGAAGGCGCCGUCUGAGAGCGGUCCCCGGCGUGAUUCCGAGUCCUCCGUGUGCGCAGUGUGGGCCGUGAACUCGCGGGAGGAGCCCAGAGCGGAGUCGAGGAUGACCGCUCGUCCGCUUGAGCCAAUCACGCGCACAGUUCCUUGCGGCAUUGAAUUAAACGAUAUUGGUGUACUCUCUAACAUCACCUGCAAUGAUUCAUAUAUAUAAAUAAACGUGAGUGGAUGUUAAGAGGUUUGCACUAACAGUUUUAAGUAUUAAAUGUUUGGAUUGAAAUUCAAUCUCAAAUUUCAAGCGCUGCCUCCAUUGAAGUGUGCGUGGCUGUCAUUUGGAGUGUCGACUGUGCUCGAAGCAGGUGAAGGCAAUUUUAAUGCAGUGCAUUAUAAAACUCAUUUUAGACGCUGGUUAAUUAACAUGUAUACACAACAAUCAAAAUGCUUAGUUGAAUUAGUUUAACGGUAGUCUGAACAAGUUAAGCGCGUUGAGUAAAGCGUGUUUUGUAAACUUUUUCUAAAUCAUAUUUUUCAUCCACGAAACCUACAAUUUACAAGUGAGCAUUUGUUGAGACACAAACUUGCAUUUUUAGUUGUGAACUAAGAAUUCAAACAAAUAAAGCACGAGAACAAAUAAUAACUACAGUUUCUAUAGCACCGUAAGUAUUGAGAUUGAGCCGCCUAUUGUACACAAUGUGUCAUCUCUUUUGAUAUUAAACCAAGAUGCAAUUGUGAAGCACAAAUGCAGACUGAUCAUUGACACCCUUAGAAAUAUCGACUUUAAACCAUGACCGAGUAUGUUCACUGCCAUUUAAUAAAACUAUCGUGACAUUAGGCGCUUGUCUGUCCACAGAGACACAGCGUAGCACGGUUGGUAAGGGAUAAAGAUUUACACGUG
Petromyzon marinus (sea lamprey) is the source of this 1674-nucleotide messenger RNA. RefSeq names its product protein FAM237A-like. The record is from RefSeq and is a predicted model, not a curated record. Lineage: Eukaryota; Metazoa; Chordata; Hyperoartia; Petromyzontiformes; Petromyzontidae.